Molecule: messenger RNA, 1678 nt
Organism: Aegilops tauschii subsp. strangulata
Lineage: Eukaryota; Viridiplantae; Streptophyta; Magnoliopsida; Poales; Poaceae
Biological process (GO): root development; shoot system development
Source: RefSeq, a predicted model, not a curated record
AUCAUCUAAGCAUUUAAGGUGAAAUAAUAACAAGACAUUUACUGUACAGAAUUAACAAUAAUCUGAGCAAGACCUAAUCCAAACUUGCCAGUGUGAAAAGUCUUUGUUCUUCUCCGUAUAAUAAUUCUCGAAACGCAAAGAACAACCAAUGCUUUAUAUGCUUACUUCAAACUUCACCAAAAGUAGAGAUGGUAGUGUUUGAGAAUCAGUUAGUUUGACCAAGAGGUAAUAAGGUUGUACGAAAACAUCGGAAAAAAUAGGGUGGACACAGGCACAUAACAAAAGCUCGUUUCUCGUUAGAUAUGAAAGGGUGGGUGGCUGAAAGCCUCAAGCUGAAAAAAACAGGGGUAACACGCUGAACCACUAACAUGGAUCUUGUUUCCAUUGGCCUAAACAUGCCAGCUCCGAUCAGCGAAGCUUUAACUUGUGAUUCGCAAGGGUGCCCCCCCCCCCCCCCCCCCCCAAAAGAAAACACCUGAUUAAAUACAGGCAUUCCACAGCAAAAUGCUAGGUUAGCAAUCCAUUAAAUAAUGGCUUUGGUAAGCAAUUAUGCCAAGAUCCACCAUCAGACUAAAUUGGACUGCUGGUUCUUGUUGCCAAUUGCUGGAACAUAAUGAUGCGAUGGCCCAUCUCAAGGACAGUAGACACAUAAAACAAUGUACUAAACAUGAGACGACUUUAGGAUUCCAAUCUCUAUGUUUGUGCUUAAAAAAUCUCAAGGCAUAGCAGACAACAUGUGGGAGAUGUAAUUGCAUGAUUCUUCGUGUCUACCAAUCAAAUGCUACUGCUUCUACAUUUCUGUAUAAAUAGGCCUCAGCAGAGCAGUAGACGCAUCAAACAAAUAAGUGUUCCUUUCUUCAACUCUUCAUCAACCACAAUAUAUACUGAGAAAAGCUUCAAGCUCAGAUAUGGCUUUCCACCAAAGAUCGAUAAGUUUGCCUUCUAGGCCUCACGUCAGUGAGACCCAAGUCGAGCAAGAGCUUCACAGCCUAGAAGCAAGCAUCUCUUCCUCCAAUUCCAUCAGCAUGAUGUGCGAUGGUCUCAGGAGUCUUGCAAACAUCUAUGAUGGUCUUGAAGAGAUUAUUUGCCUACCAAGCCACCAUGUUUUCUCCUCCCAGCAGAGGAACAUGUUGGAUGGAGAAAUGGAAGGUUCUCUUGAGCUGCUAGAUCUCUGCAGCGUCAUGCAAGAGAUCUUCGCCGAGAUGAAGGCCAUCAUCCAAGAGCUGCAAGUGGCUCUAAGGAAAGGGGAUGAUGCAGCUACUCAAGCCAAGAUCCAGUCUUACACCCGCUUGGCGAAGAAGGCCAAGAAUCAUUUCAAGAAGACCGCGAAGAAGACUUCUGUAGAUUGCAGGAUGGUCAUGCUCUUGGCCAAGGCCAGGGAGAUCUCUGUCUCUCUGCUGGAGUCCACACUCCGUCUCUUGUCGAAGCAAAUUGAAAUGCCUAAACAGUCUCUUGUUUCCAAGGCAUUUCACAAAAAGAAGUCAGUUUCCUGCAAGGAAGAGCAAUUGUCGGAGUUAGAGUGCAGUAUCGUAGAUCUUGAGAUCGGAGCAGGACAUCUGUUCAGGAAGUUAGUCCAGAGCAGAGUUUCUCUACUCAACGUCCUUAGCUCAUAGAUACUCCCAAGUCACUCUUGACGACCUCCAAUUGGCAUCCGCCUUUUAAGGAAUAGCUGAUCUUC